CCCGCCCCCUUUUUUGGCCGUACUCGACUCGUCCACAUAUUGUCGCUGAGAAGCCUGUCACUUAGGGCCACUGCAACCCCUUUAGGUGCCCUAAGUCGGAUGGUGCCCUCCAUUCCACCCUGCUAUUACCCAACGCCGUCACAAAAAAGAGGAACAAGUGGGUCGUCCACGCUGGCUGCCCCGCCCCCCUCAGCUUCCCGGCCCCCCCUCAUGGAGAGGAUGAGGAAAAUCAAACGGCAGUUGUCCCUCACCCUGGGGAGGGGAGGGGCUGGGGGAGGAGACCGGACACUGAGCGAACACCAAGAAAUUACGUCGCACAGUGACUCGGAGGCCGGCACCCUUCGUCCUUCAUCGGGUGGAGUGAAAGUCAGAGGGUCGUCUUCAUCAGUUCAGUCUCUUUUUCAGUCAUAUAGCCGCCGACCUAGAGGACUGGGACGCAGUCUGAGCUCGUACUUGAACCACAGCAGCAGACUGGAGAUAGUCCAUGAGGAUGUUAAGAUGAGCUCUGAUGGAGAAAAUGAGCCAACGUCCUCGUCAGAUGAUGUCCAGAGUCCAGUCCGAGUUCGAAUGAGGACAAAGAAGAUAUCUACUGAGGACAUCAACAAACGUUUGUCAUUGCCGGCAGACAUUCGUCUUCCAGACGGCUACCUGGAAAAGUGCAAUGUGAUUGGUCCAGCGCUGUUCGAACAACCAAUUAGCAGGCGGCUGCGUAGAGUCUCUCUGUCAGAGAUUGGCUUCGGCAAAUUGGAGACUUACAUCAAACUAGACAAACUGGGAGAGGGCACCUAUGCCACCGUAUACAAGGGCCGCAGUAAGCUGACAGACAACUUGGUAGCUUUGAAGGAAAUUCGGCUCGAGCACGAAGAAGGAGCCCCGUGUACAGCCAUCAGAGAAGUAUCUCUGCUGAAGGACCUGAAACAUGCCAACAUCGUAACACUUCACGACAUCAUCCACACACAGAAGUCCCUCACACUGGUUUUUGAGUACUUGGACAAAGAUUUGAAACAAUACCUGGACGACUGUGGCAAUAUCAUCCACGUGCACAACGUCCAACUUUUCCUCUUCCAGUUACUGCGAGGGUUGGCCUACUGUCAUCGUAGGAAAGUUCUCCAUCGAGACCUCAAGCCCCAAAACCUGCUCAUUAAUGAACGGGGAGAACUCAAACUGGCCGACUUUGGUCUGGCCCGAGCCAAGUCAAUUCCAACCAAGACAUACUCUAACGAAGUGGUAACACUGUGGUACCGCCCACCGGACAUCCUGUUGGGCAGCACCGACUACUCCACACACAUUGACAUGUGGGGCGUAGGGUGUAUCUUGUACGAAAUGACAACAGGUCGGCCAUUGUUUCCUGGUUCCACCGUGGAGGAGGAGCUUCACUUCAUUUUCAAGUUGUUGGGAACACCGACUGAGGAGAGCUGGCCAGGAAUCGGUUCCAACGAGGAAUUUGUGGCAGCAAAUUAUCCUCAAUACCCACCGGAAAACCUUGGCGACCACACACCUCGGCUCAGUAGUGAUGGCGUCCAGCUGUUGUCAAAAUUCCUGCAGUUUGAAGGAAAGAAAAGGACUUCAGCAGCAGAGGCCAUGACUCAUUGUUACUUUAGUAACCUUGGAAACAGAGUGUGCACACUUCCUGACACGACGUCCAUCUUUACUCUUCCAGAGAUUCAGCUUGAACGAGAAACCGUGAGAUCAACAGAUCAAGUAAACAGUUUGAGCAGGAGGCGGAGUCUCCUCUUCUGAUGUGGUCAAUGAUACAAAUGUUUGCAUGCAGACGCCACAGUGAAUGAACAACCAAUCGGGAGGCAGGACGUUGCUUCCAUGGCAACAGGUCUUCCAUUUUUAUGAACACCACAUCUGUUCCGAGGUCAGUCUAACGCUCCGGUCGCCUCAUCUGAUGACAUCACACGGCGUCAGCGUGAACGGCCUACGGCUGGAGCACGAAUGUUUGCACAGCGAAGAGUGACAGGAAGUGACGUGUUCUCCAGGAAGCCAUGUUUGUGCGCGCAACUGUAGAGGGACGUUUGCGUUUAUUACUGUAAAUAAUCACACGACACACUUGUCUGUCCUGUUCAUUAGGGACGCCUCAAAAAGGCCUCUCGAGAUGUUUGUUUGUUUUUGUUGUCAUGGCAACUCAAACCUCGUUCACAUUGCAAGUCCACCUGUUUUGAGUGGAUGUAUGGCUCAUGAUCUAUACAUAUCCACUUGAAAUUAAAGGGCUGGCACGGAAUGAUCAUUUUUCAGUGGCAUUGACAGCGAUGGACGCCCAACUAAUUCUGACUGGGAGGCUUGGCAGCGAUCAUUGGCUGCUGGCCCGUUCCCAUUCAAAAUGGAUCGCGAAUCUAUCGCCAUCACUGACGGCCAAGGAGUUAAUAAUGGUGGAAAACAAUUGUAUAUCCAUUGAAGAAAAUCAUAUAAAUUGAAGGAAACACAUUCUAAGAGGCUAUUAGGAGUUAAAUAAAACCUACUUUAAUUGCAUCUUUAUUCGUACAUUUUUACCUGCUUCCCAGUUUUUCUAAGACAGGCCCAUUGAUACAUUCUUGGAAAUGGGCAGCUAACAAAAAAUUUUGAUACAAGACAUGAAAACGUCACUUGCUAGAUAAGGCAUCCUCUGUAAUUGAUAAGAUUAGAGGUCGCCUGAUUUUCAAAGGUCAAUAGCCUACCGAUUAAAAGAAGAAAAAAAAUCGGCCAAUUGCCAAUGUCGAAAGCAGAUUUUGUAAGCCAAUAAUUGGGGCCGAUCUACUUUUUUUAAGGCACAUUGACCAUGAAAGGCAAUUGAAACACUCAUCAUAUAAAUGUAUAUAUUCGAGGUACAAAUUCUUAUGCUACUUCUUAAACAAAGAUCAUCACCCCAAAGGGUGAACAUAUCAGUUAUAACAGAAAUCUUGAAAAAUGUCCAUAUAUUGCUCUGAUAUACCGGACGGACAAAAUAUAGGUCGACCUUCAUAAGAAAGAUCAUCACCCAAACAGUCAUCCUUUUAUAUCGCCGUUGGCCAAUUAAAAAAAGAAAGAGAAAAAAAAGUCUUCAUAUUGGCUGGUCGAUAUAUCGGUCGACCUUUAGGGAAGAUCCCACGUGGCUGCGCUGUGAACAGGUUUUCAUUUAUUAAAGCUGGUCAGUAAAGCUUCUUGAUCAGGGCUGGGCAAACUUAGGUGCUCAAGCUCCACCUGUGAAAAUAUAUGGAAACAUUUUAAUUUGAAAUUGAAACAAUGCAUUCUCAUUUUUUUUCUCCGUUUUAUCAUUCACAAUUUAUUUGACUAUUAAAGAAUUAAGCAAUGGUUAAAUCUAUUUAAAACAAGUGUUAAGUGUAUGUACUUAAGAAUGAACGCGCUUCAUUAUCAGCAAUAAAUACAGUGUGUAAUAAGUUUUAAUUAAAUAAUGAAUAGAUUUUAAUAACAUUUAAAGAAGUAAAACAUGCAGUAUUUAAAGUCUUGAUUAAUAUAAGCUCUUGAUAUGUGGGAUUGAAGAACUAAUGGUACUGUGUAUACUUUGCCCAUCCCUGUUCCAGAUGGUUGACAGAGCAUCCCUAAUAAACCGUCCCAAAGGCAUUUGACGCGACUGUGUGACAUUACACGUCUCCGAUUGGUUGCGUCGACAAGACAGCUCUGUCUCUGUCCCUCAAACGGUCCAAUCAGCUCGCAGAAUGUCCGACACCAACACUAGAUUGCUGUGUUUGUAUUUUUAUGAUUAUUUAUAUGGACUUGUAGCUUCAGGAAAUGGGCUGUGUUUUAUUCGGUGCUGAUCAGAAGGAUUACUAUUUGGUGAAAAAGAAGAUUCAACUACACGAUAAAUGUGAGUGCUAGCAAUGCUACAUAGGCUGAGCCAACUUGAUCAUGUGACUGUUGAAUGUAGUAAUGUUGGCUGAGUUUACAUUUUCAUUUGUUAUUUAGAAAAGCAGAGAAAGCAGAAUUGUUGGCAAACUUUUUUUUCCAUUUGCACAAGAAGGGAAACCUUUUAUUUUGCAGUCUUCUCUAAUGUAUCGCUUUUGACUUAUUUUCACUGAAACUUCUCAGAGCUGAUUCUGUUUUCUCUGCGUCUUCGGGAAAUGACACCAAAGCUCUCUGCAAUAUAGCGCAAUGCAUGAUGGGACUCGUCGUCGUUCUUCCAACGUCUUCUCGUGUUGUACUCGCAAUAUAUUUACACCACCAAAUAUUAAAAAGUUUUUAUUUAUUCUCAA
Messenger RNA from Corythoichthys intestinalis (scribbled pipefish), 4172 nucleotides. Its product is annotated as cyclin-dependent kinase 16-like. The transcript is spliced from 17 exons. Lineage: Eukaryota; Metazoa; Chordata; Actinopteri; Syngnathiformes; Syngnathidae. Gene Ontology annotation, molecular function: ATP binding; cyclin-dependent protein serine/threonine kinase activity. The record is from RefSeq and is a predicted model, not a curated record. The coding region runs from base 100 to 1740 and encodes 546 amino acids. Gene Ontology annotation, cellular component: synaptic vesicle; cytoplasm; nucleus. Gene Ontology annotation, biological process: exocytosis; neuron projection development; protein phosphorylation.